Messenger RNA from Penicillium verrucosum, 4278 nucleotides. Its product is annotated as RNA dependent RNA polymerase. NCBI's taxonomy places the organism in Eukaryota, Fungi, Ascomycota, Eurotiomycetes, Eurotiales, Aspergillaceae. Gene Ontology annotation, cellular component: nuclear RNA-directed RNA polymerase complex. The transcript is spliced from 2 exons. Gene Ontology annotation, molecular function: RNA-directed RNA polymerase activity. Bases 1 to 4278 code for a protein of 1425 amino acids. Gene Ontology annotation, biological process: siRNA processing. The record is from RefSeq and is a predicted model, not a curated record.
AUGGAUCAUCCCGUUACCCCACAACACCAAAAAGAGGAUUUCCGCACUUUCAUCACAAGAGUGAACGUCAAAUUUGGUCUCGAGAUUCCCCUCCCAGGAAUUGAAUCCCCCUCGACCAGAGAGGGAAAUACCAGCCUCCCCAGUCAGAUCUACAAGCAUAUUCGUCCACUGUUCUUCAAUAACAAGGUUGACAAGAGAAGCCUAAUUGGCAAUCUCGAAGAAUGGGUCAACGGGAACCUGCCGUUGGCCGGCCAGGGACACGCCCAGAACCCUAACUAUCGGACCAAUGCAGAUCGUCGGGCAAGCCAACGACACCAGAGCGAGGAACCUGCGCCUCCGCUCUCGCUUACUGGCCCCGAGAAGGACAUGUGUAUGAAGCAGCUGCUAGCACUUAUGGAAGAUGAGGAAUAUCUUUUGGCGAAUGGUCGUGUUGUAAACACGAAAAAAAGGUUAGCAGCUAAUUCUUUUGGAGAUGUCCAGGGCUUAUCACCUAAGAAACAAAGGUUUGAUGAUGAUGAUGAUGAAGAUGAAAACUUCCACACCGCGCCGAAUUCCCCCGUGAAAGGAUCUGUGCUAGCUCAGUCCCCCUUGGGGAAGAAUUGGGAUGGAGGUUUACAAUUUUCUGAGACGUCUCCUGCGCGGGGGCCGGUGGGAAGUGCAUCGCCAGCAAAGAUCCCAGUUCACCCGUCUCCCGGAAGGAACGAUGGACCCAUUCACUCGCCUGGACAUAACAAAGAGAACUUCAAUUCUCCGGCCAAGUAUUCGGCGACCUUCCGUCCGCCAAUGAAGGCACAACCAGUACAGGGUCCAGGGAAUCACCAAUCGCUCCCUAGGAAAGUGGUCACUAAUUCACAACCCAAGCCUCAAGGAAAUGUUCCCACUCCGACGAGGAAGUCGACGAGCACUUCGUCGCCAGCAAAGACUCCAGUUGCUGCCCAAUCACCCGCAAGGAACCCUGGAUCUGUCCGAUCGCCAUCUAAAACCCCAAAAUCGGCAAAAUCACCCUCCCAAUCGCCGUUGAAACAGAUGGAUCUUCGAUCAUUUGGGUUUGGUAACAGCUUCAACGAAGAAAAUUCUCCUACCGAGAAUGAUGUUGAGUUUAAAAAGCCUACUUUAUUUGAAAAGCUUAGUGCAGCAUCCGAUGAAUCGAAGCGUAACGAUGUGACGCUUUCAGAUAGUACAGACUUUUCAACAACGAUCACUUCGUCGGUAUUUUCUCGCGAUCUUAGCAUGGGGCAAUCCUUUGAUACCGUCACGACAGACAUGACCGAGAUAAUGGAUACGCAAUCAACAUAUGCAGACUCGGUCGUCGGGUACAUGGCUAGCGACGAGAUGCAAAGGAGCGUGGAUGCUGCUGCUAUCUCUAUGAUGGUAAAUGGAGACCCCGUUGAAACGGAGUACUCUAUUAAACAGGAGUUUGUUGAUGAGCUCCUGUCCUAUGGCCCGUUUUCGGCGGAAGAAUCCUUCUCAGCGAAAAUUCCGUUGCGAUUCCGAUAUGAGCUAGAACGCAUUGGACGCGCGUGGGGAAUUCCGUUCAAGAAAAUACUAGUUGGCGACCGUAUUACCUUCAACACCCAAGAUGAUUUCUGGUCAUGGGUCGGCGGACUUGGUCGACGUUACGGUCAUCUCUUGCCAGAGAGAUCGCCACGCCGGGCCUGGGAUGCUGCUAUUGGUGAUUUCAAAUCAGAUAAGCACUCAGAGGUGGUGGUACUGUCAGGAGAAUUGGACUGGUGUGAUGAGUCUGAGCCGGGUAUUUUCAAAUUGAGGCUCAACCCGCUCAAGCCAGAGCGGACGUGUCGAUUCCACCGAAGGUUUGGAUCUGAUAGAUUCCUCACUCUUACUGUUCCAGCCCCAGAUCGGCCUCCAGUCCAUCAGAAACAACCUUCCUACCCAUCAGUCCUUCGCGAGAGUAUUGCUUCCUGGCUCACAAGGAAUGAUCAUUAUUGCCUCGGACGGACCUGGCGGGCUUUCUACGUCGAAGAAGUAAAAACCAAGCGAAAAGCCAAGGGCGAGCCUCGGUUUCGGGUUGAGCUGUUCGCCAUUGAUGGCGACGACUUUGAUCAUUUGUAUCAGGUCCCCCCAGUUGUGGCCCCUCCUCGACAGCAAAGUGACAACUAUACUCCGAUGAGUGUAGAUGCUUUGCUGGAAUGGCAUAUGCCCAAGACUGCGAAUGCGAAUCAAAGCAAUUGCAAGCUCUUCCAGCGAAUCUCUCUAGGCUUGUCGAAGACGUUUGCGACAGUCAAGUUAAAGCCAACGCAAGUGCUUCGUUUGAGAGACGAUCCAACCCGGGCUGUCAUGAAUGAUGGAUGUGCUUUGAUUUCGAGGACUCUUGCGAACCAAAUUUGUGAUCAAUUGGGCAUAACCACCGCCACGCCUAGUUGCUUCCAGGGCAGAAUAGCAGGCGCUAAGGGCCUCUGGAUGGUUGAUUGCCACCAAUCUAGUAUCUCUACCAUAAAUGACGAUGACAUUUGGAUUCAGAUCUCGGACUCACAGUUGAAAAUACACCCUCAUCCCCAGGAGUGGGUUGACCCAGUUGACGACGAGAAAUUGACGUUCGAAGUAGUCAACUGGGCUAAGCCAUUGCACCCUGUUGACCUCAAUAUCCAGCUUCUUGCAAUUCUGGAGUAUGGAGGGAACGUGAAGGAGUACAUUGCCAAGCUCACGCGUGACGGUGUGCAGAGUCUUUAUGAUGACUUUCUGGAAGUUCUCCGAUCAAACAACCCCGUGGUUUGUCGAGCCCUGCUUCAGAAGCUGAGACCCUCCGGCGAGGAUGGAACUGGUAAAGCGCGACGAUUAGAGCAGUGGGUGACUAAUGAUGCUGAGUCCAUCAUUCGCUUUUCGGAGGCUGGCUUUGCCCCACGCGACUUUUUUCCCCUUCGGAUGAACAUCCGCAAAUACUUGACAUGGCUUCUUGAGCGACAUGUUGAAGAACUCAAGAUCCAGGUCCCACUCUCAACCCAUGCAUACUGUAUUGCAGACCCAUACGGAGUUCUCGGUCCGGAUGAAGUUCACUUUGGCUUCUCUAAUAACUGGCGGGAUCCACAGGGCCAGUUUGAAGACAAUCUACUGGAUGGGGUAGAUGUUCUCGUGGGCCGACUUCCAGCCCAUUUACCGUCUGACAUUCAACGGCGCAGAGCCGUGUGGAAGACUGAACUACGUCACUUUAAAGAUGUCGUUGUGUUUCCAACCACAGGGACUUUUCCUCUAGCCGGUAUGCUAUCCGGAGGAGAUUAUGAUGGCGAUACGCCGUGGAUCUGCUGGGAUCAAGUGAUUGUCGAGAGGUUCCACAAUUCCCCGAUGCCCUCUCAUGAAUAUCCCGCAGAGCAUUACGGACUCACGAAACAUUCCGUUCCGAUGGCCUCGCUGGAGUCGACGGAAGACUUUUUGGAAAGUGUGUUUGAUUUCAACCUCAACCUUUCAAACCUGGGUCGAUGUACCGUCGAGCAUGAGAAACUGGCAUACGAUGAGUCAGUCGACUCUCCAAAAGCGAAAGAGCUGGCCUGUCUGCUGGGUCAUCUUGUUGAUGGCCGGAAAGGUGGAGUUCAUCUUUCAGAGCAAGCCUGGAAAGAAUACCGCAAAACCAUUAGCCCUAAGCAACGUACGCUUCCCGCGUAUCGGAACCCAGAGCGCAAAUUCAAACCGUCGAACAUUGUCGAUUUCCUCAAGUUUAACGUCGCACAGUCGGAGCUCCGCAGAAUUCUCUCAGGUCUCAACGAGGCGUUCCCCGAGAAUGAUAUCCAAAAUCAACUCGACGAUGACCUCAUUCGUCCGUGGAGUGAAGCCGAUGAAGCAUCGAAGGGCAACUCUCAGCAUAGUCAAGAGUUAAAAGACGCUCUUGGUGAAGUUAAGAGGUCGAUAGACGAACUAUACAGGCAGUGGAACCAAGGACACUCUGCUUCUAUCGGCGACAAGUUCUCUGCCAUAUCACGUCAAGCUGCCGAGAGUGCAGCUGCGCUUGCUCCUCCCACCGCGGGCAACCAUCCGCUUAUCCACACUUGGCAAAAUAGCCGCAAUGAGUGGCAACGGUUGGUAGCUUCGUAUACCUACCGUCGAUGUCCAAACUCCCGGUUUAUUCUUCAUGCCUUUGGUGAGACAUUGUGUGAGAUCAAGGCGUCCGUCUCGCCAUCCCGCCUUAUCACUAAUGACGUGGUCGCCUGCUACCGAGUGAAUCAGAAAAUGGUGGCACAUCUCACGGCCAAUGAAUUGCCAGGGAAUGAGAUUGAUGAUGUAGAUGAGUAUGAAGACGGAGAAGUCAUUGAAGCCAUGCUAUCGUCUUGA